Messenger RNA from Purpureocillium takamizusanense, 803 nucleotides. RefSeq lists its product as uncharacterized. The transcript has 2 exons. Gene Ontology annotation, cellular component: nucleus. Bases 110 to 796 code for a protein of 228 amino acids. The record is from RefSeq and is a predicted model, not a curated record. NCBI's taxonomy places the organism in Eukaryota, Fungi, Ascomycota, Sordariomycetes, Hypocreales, Ophiocordycipitaceae.
CUUAUUCAUCCUUCUUUCACAUUGCCUUCACAGCCAGACGCACGUUCUUCUCACGUACGUGCAAGUCAACUCCGAGCUCUUCAACGAAUUGCUCGAAGCGGCCGGCAGCAUGUCGCACCACUGCCACGACGAGCACGCCGGGCACGGCGGCCACGAUCACCACGAGCACGACCACGACCACUCGGACGACAUCACGCCGGCGCUGCAGUCGUCGCUAUACGAGCAGAUCAACUUUGACGAGAUCACGACGCUCAACGAGUCGCGCAGGGACGCGGGCAAGGCGGUGGUGAAGAAGACGUGGGCGGAGCGGCUGAGCUCCGAGCCGGAGCUGGAGAGCGAUGCGGACGAGCAGCUCCUCAUGACGGUGCCCUUCACCGAGCAGGUCAAGCUGCACUCCAUCCUGCUCCGCACAUCGCCGUCGCCCUCGGCGCCGCGCACGCUGCACCUGUACAUCAACCGGGCGGACCUGGACUUUUCGUCGGCCGAGGAGCUCGAGCCGGUGCAGAAGCUGGAGCUGUCGCAGACGUCGGACGUGCAGGAGAUCCCGGUGAAGCGCGCGCUCUUCGGCAAGGUGCAGCGGCUGGGGCUCUUCUUCGUGGACAACUUUGGCGACGGCGACGAGGACGUGUCGCGCGUGAGCUACGUCGGCUUCAAGGGCGAGUGGACGAGGCUCGGCCGCGCGCCGACCAACAUCCUGUACGAGGCGGCGCCGCAGCCCGGCGACCACAAGCUCAAGGGGACGAGCGUCAAUAAGAUGGGGAGCGACAUUGGCGGGGGUAGAGGGCCGGGGAUGUGAGGUGAGG